Closterium sp. NIES-65 is the source of this 1563-nucleotide messenger RNA. The record is from the annotation of a GenBank genome assembly. NCBI's taxonomy places the organism in Eukaryota, Viridiplantae, Streptophyta, Zygnematophyceae, Desmidiales, Closteriaceae.
AUGCAUAAGAAUCAGCUUCAGGAGGUGGCUCAAAAGAACGGCUACAACCUCCCCUCGUACGCAUGCAUACGCGAAGGGCCAGACCACGCGCCUAAGUUUAAAGCUACGGUUCUUUUUAACGGCGAGACGUAUGUAAGCCCGGGAUAUUUCGUAUCGCUCCGUCAGGCGGAGCACGCAGCAGCCGAGGUGGCCCUCAGGAGCCUCUCAGAGUGCUGUCCGUCGCAGUCCAUUGCGACGGUACUCGACGAAUCAGGCGUCUGCAAAAAUCUGUUACAAGAAACGGCUCAGCGCGCCGGCGUGCCGCUGCCGAAUUAUAACACGGUCCGGUCGGGUCCCGGGCACCAGCCGGUGUUCACGUGCACGCUCGAGGUCGCGGGGCUGCAGUUCUCCGGCGAGGCGGGGCGGACGAAGAAGCAGGCGGAGAAGAACGCCGCGAUGUCUGCUUGGUCCGCGCUGAAACGACAUGCCGGCCGCAACCAAUCGGGUCCCAUGGAGGACUUCGAUGUGACGGACGAGCAGGAGCAGAGCGCCAUCGCGCGGGCUCUCGCUAACGCGUACAACGCCAGCUCCAUUAAGAGCAGCCCCGCUAUUCUCUCUCAUCCAGCGGACGCUCCGCACAGCGCGUACCUCCCCUCGCCGUCUCCCAAGGGCAUGGCGUCCGCGCCGCUCUACACGCGCAACCGUAGCUCCGUCUCUCAGAAAGCCAAUCCCGGUCCCCUUUAUGUGCCGCGCCACGUCAGCUCCGGCCGAACUUCAGAGUCUGCUUCCGGCAACAGCAAUGGUCGCAUGAUGACGUCAUCGUCGUUCAAGAUGCGUGAAGUCACCAUCCGCGAGUAUUCCGUCGAAGAUUCCCUUCCAGAUAAUCUCGGGAGCAUCAUGGGUGCGCCUCCGCAGUUCCCGCGCAUGACCCACUCCAGCCCGCACAUCGAGCCGCCGGCGCCGACUUACACUCGCCGGUCGGCCGCCAGCCGGUCGAACGGCCCUGCCGACAUCGGCAGCAGCGUUCCUAACUUCCCCACGCAGCCAUUGGUCUCCCAGUCCGUGCCACGUCAGCCUGGCCUCGGUCUCCCCCAAUCAGAGCAAUCCGCGGGGAGUCAAACUUCUCGUUACACGAACAUUGCCAUCAAGCCGGGGAUGGCUUACCAGCCGCGAUCGGCGCGCGGAGGGCAGUCUAAGCCUGCGUACAACACCGGAGCAUCGUCGUACGUCCCUGCGGAACGCAUGGAUGAUGCCGGAAGCGACGGACGCUGGUCGCACAACAGUCGCCCAGUAAGCUCCAACGGCGGAGGCCUGCUCCCCAACCCCACGGACGUAUCGGGUGCUUCCACGUGGACGAGGCAGUCUAGCAGCAUGCCGUACUGGCCCGCGCAUGCUAUGGGUGGGAUGCCAUCUAGCCGCCCUGUCUCCGGUUCGUUCGCCGGCGGAAGGGUUGGUGGUGUGGUAGCUCCUGGCGUGGGUGCUGGCGUAGAUCCCAAGGGAAAGCAGUGCCGCACGGAGCUGGAAGAGGACGUGUCCGCGGCUGAGGCGACGACCCGUCAAAUGCUCAACCACCUGUGCUUGUAA